UUUUUAUUGUCUGCAUUAGCUAAACUGAGGCUUAUUGUCACAUCAGAGCUUUAUUUUCUAAAUAAAGUGGUUUAUUUUAAACCACUUUAUUCCUAAUUUGAGAUAAAAUUCUAUAGCCUAUUAAUAAAUUGCACUUUUAAAAUUAUUUUAUUUACAAGUGUCAUGUUGAUUUUCAUUUGUCAUGCACGUUAGCCUAGAAACACUUCUGAUCAUGAAAUCGAAACAGACUCACAAUUUUAUGACAGCACUUUUAUUUAUUCAGAUACAGAAGUAACAUUUCUGUAUUUUAUUUUACCUUUCUUUUUGUCAGCGUUGAAAACUCCAAUAGUCUUCCUUAAUUUGACAGGAACCCUGCUUAUUUUUGUCGAGCUGCAGAGAUUUUCCUCAUCCUUGUGUGAUGCAUUUUGAACUAGCCUACAGAGAAACAGUGCUUUAACGGGAGCAACACUUCGAACGCAAAUGCUGCAGGCCAAUUCUGUCAUGUGACACCAAAUUUCUUUGCGUUAAAGCCCUUUUUCUCGACAAAACGUGUUUCCAAACCAGUUUUUUCGACAUUUGAAGUAUCGACAAUAAAGAUAAAUGGAAAAAUAUUGUGUCUAAAAAUACAAAUGGCAUUUCCAUCAGCUAUAUCGCUAAAUGUUUUGAAGCGUUAAACUUUUUUUCGCAAAAAAAUCCUUGGAUGGAAACCUGGCUACUGUAAAGUUGCUUUGACACAAUCUGCAUCAUAAAGAGCACUACAUUAAUAAAUAAAUAAAGGUGAAGACUAUAUGCAGUGUUUUAAAGUUUAACUGUUUAGGGCUGCACGAUUACAAGGCUUGAAAUUGCGACCAUUUUAGUCGCAUAUGCUCCCUAAAUUUAAUGUUUGCGACCUCAACAUAUAUUUGGGAACAUUUGUGCGAGUGCGAAUAAUUGUUGAGGUGUGACCUGUUUUCAUUUCUCUACAAAACGUUCGCUAAUUACUGCACAGUAUGUGCCUGCUGUGAGCUGAUGCAGUAACCGGACCACCGUUCUGUUACAUAACAAAUUAAACUUCAUCUUUACGUUCUUAAGUUUAAAGCAGAUUUUAGCUUGGUUAAUAUUAGCAGUCAUUCACUCCCUUUCACGGCGCUCCGUUAUCACAUGACAGGGAGCUAACUAUCGUGCAAAAUAUAAAGAGCUGAAGAGAGAUGAUGAAAAGAACACUGUUACACAGGGCUCGACAUUAACACUUGACAUUAACACUUGAGUUUUUAUAUUUAAAACAUAUGAUACAGUUAAGAAACAUUACACGACCAAGAGUAGGCCUACAGUUUUCCUGAAUAUCCUUAAUAAAACCAUCACGAUUGAAAAUGUAACACUGGUUUCAUACAAAAGUUUAAUAAACCGUAAAAAGCAGUUAAAAUUAAAUCACUCACAUUUUAGACGCAAAAUGGUUCCAAACAAAGAUCACAGCAGAACCAUUGCGCAUUUCAUGACAACACAUUUGUGUUUUCUUUCAUUACUGAAUGAUUCAGCAUUUUGAACCAAUCGGUUGAGUCAAAUUCAAUGACCCAUUCAUCAACAACUGCCUCAUUCUUGAAUGAAUCAUCCGUUUGAAUGAAUGACUCAAUGACUCACUCCUAAAGACGGUCACCUGCCGCCACCUACUGGCGGUUUAGUUUCAUGUUUAAAAGUAUCAGUCUUUCCAACAUUUCUUAUUUGUAUAUUCAAAAAAAAUUAAAACAAUCUCAUAACAUUAUUUAAUUCCAUUGUAAUUUUUCAGUGUAAAUGAUUUAAUUUGACUGGUAACAGCUCUAUAGUGUCUUAUGAUUCUAAUUAAAAUUACUGAUCAAAUUUAAGAAUUUAAAAUGAAAAAUGAAGCAUACAUUUAAUAAGAUUAGAGGGAAAAGCCCUAUAUAAAGGUAAAAAAAUAAAGUAAAUAUCACAAAUAUGCCAAUUUAAAUGUCAAAGCUGAGUGAACACUGACGAGAAUAUUACUUCAGAAUAAAUUAUUUACAACACAACUAUUUUUUCCAGACAAACAACUUUUUUUAUUCAGACAAGCGAAUGACAAGGCUUUUUAGUUGUGGUGCUCCUAAAUUUUUGCUGGUGCUCCUAACUUUUUGACACCAGUGCUACCAAGUAAAAAAGUUAAUUUUCGAGCCCUGGAUUAUGACAAAAAUCAUAAUUGUCGAUUAUUCCCUUGAAACUGUAAUUGCAAUUAUUAAUUACGAUUAUUGCUAUACAUUGGUUUAAAAAAAAAAGUAAACACAUACAUGGUAUAAUAAUAGGGCCGGAAGUGAAGUAAACUGCGUUUGUUGUUGUGACUUUUAUUUUGAUGGUGCGGUGGACUUUUAUUUUGACUGCGCUGAGAACAGCUCAGCCAGAGCCUGAGCCUGAGCACAUAGUGCUCACAUUCUCCAUCUUCAUUGGCUUAUGAUCUGUUUAAUACAUUAUUAGGUAGAAUUGUUAUACAAAAAAAAGUAGACAGUAUAUGUAAAAGUAUUAACUUUAGCCAUGUGGUUGAUGCCCAGUGUCGCUAGCUGAGAAGAAAUGCAUAAUCAUGUUUCGCUUGGAAUCAAAGUCGCGCUGGAAUUUCUCCUUAGCGUAAGGUUGAGAGGUCCAUCUAUCACUGUUUUUCCAUGUUUGUAGAGUUAGUUUGUGGAGUAGCUUUUUAAAAAUGGUGGGUGUUUUCAUUAGAGGCUGGAUCCAAGCCGAAGCUGAUGUACUCUAGUGACCUCGGGACGGUAUGACUAAUUCACACAUGCAAUCUCUCUUAUUAACCCUCUGGGGUCUAAGGAUUUUUGGGGCCCUGGAGAAGUUUUGACAUGCCCUGACAUUUGUGCUUUUUUCAGUUGUUCAUAAACAUAUUAAUGACAAAAGUGUAAUUACACUGUAUUCAGCACGAACUAGGCUACUAUAAUAUGUGAGGAACAUGUAUGUACAUGUUUGUGUUUUUGAAGGAAUAACGUUUAUGCGUUAAGUCACUGAAAUAAGGCCAAAAAAAAAAUAUUAAAUCUGUGUUCACAAGACUUCUGGGUAUUGGAGGUUGUAGACUAGAGUUUUUGCUUCAAAAUGAUGUAAAAAUUAUCCUGCCUACUCGGUCAUAUAAAACAACAAAGAGAUUUAAAUUUUCUAAGACAUUUUUUGUCAAGAAACACAGUAUGCAUGGAGGCAUGAGUUUUCAUGAAUAAUGUCGUGAUUCACACCUGAGAAGACAAAAGAUUCGCAUAAUGAGCCGCAUAAUGAGCUCUUUCAGUCAGGUAGGCUGUGAAAAAACCCUCUGUGAUCAUGCUGAUAACAGGAUUAAUGUCCACUCUUGACAAAAAAAAAAAAAACAUGAUUUUUGUGAUCGCAUGCAUGCACGUAUUAUUGCACAUGAUGUGAAGAAAAUUUUGUAUAGGCCUAUGUUAAAUUACAGUACCAGUCAAAAGAUUGGACACAUUUGUUUUAAAAGAAGUCUUAAGUCUCUACCCAAAUAAUGUUUUUCUGUUUUAAUAUACUUUAAAAUAUAAAGUAUUUCUGUGAUGCAAAGUGUCUACCUCUAUGGCAUUUCAUAUAGGCUAAAAUAUUUGUUAUAUUAUAUAGCCUAAAUGUUAAUGUGCAGUUGACAAACUAUACAUCAUUAAAAAGAUCUAAGACUCAAGCUUCACAUUUUGACUCUUAAAAUCUUAUAUUGACCGUAAUUUCUUAAUAUGCUUAAAAGCAUGCACAUUUGGAGAAAUAUUGAUGGAUUCUCAUAUGUUUGUCAAUUUUCUAUACAGAGGAGUAAUAUUUAUUCAGUAUUUAUUGAAAUAUGGUUGAUUACUGAAAAUUGAAAUAUUUAUUUAUUUAUUUAUAUCAUCACUGUGAGCGCUGGAUACUGUUUUCAAUUCAUACUUGCAGCCGGAGGGCGCUCUAUGCACCUUUAGUCCACAAAUAUCUCAGUAAAAGAAGAGGCAUAUCAUGUGACAUUCCAGGAACUAACAGAGGCUUCCAGAGAUUGCUAUAACAUGCAGAUAAACACUUUUGAAGACAAUAAAUACACGAUUGAGACAAUGUAUACAUGUAUUGCCUCAGAAUUUGCGUCUGAAUAGCGCUCGCUCCGUGGGCGUGGCCGCAUUAGCGGAUAAUGAGCUGAAUCACGGGCGUCUGACAUGUCUCUUUUCAUUCAGAUUACAUAAACAGAAUUUUUGUUUUUGAUUUGAAUUACACGAUUUAAAACCUGACAUUUCAACGUUUCUUUAGACCUAAGUUUUUUUUUUUUUUGUGAUUAGUAUUCACUAAGUUACACUUCAUUUUCUGAGAACUAUCAGAUUGGACUUAGUUCAGAGGGAGACGACAGAUCACGCAUCAUGUUAGUUUUCGUUAUUUUACAAAAAGCACAACAUUUUGUUUUUACUCUGAGUGUACACAAAUAAAAGAAGAUAUUUCACAGAUUAAAAUGGUGUAUAACUCUUAAUUGUAUGUGCAACAUUGACGGAGUAUUUUGAGUCUCUUUCAUACUGAUAAGAAAAAAGCACGGUGGUAUCGCCGGCGCGACCAGCCGACCCCUGAGUGUUAACGCAUUAAAAUAAUACUUUUAUGGCCAUGCGUGCUUCCUGACUGAGGAGAGUGGUUCCUAACCUAAGCCAUUUGUAGAAACCAAAUGGUCAAAAAGACAAUGCAACUUGAGCUGCAAGAAGAUAACGCCAGAGUCUUUUGAUCUCCUGAGACAAAGAGAUUUUGCAGGCCUUAUCAAACAUCAUUCUCCACCAUUAAUGUAAGACAAAUCAGCUCAAAUGAAAUAAUUAAUUUAUAGGGAAUUUUAAAAAGAGUCACUUAGUUUACGACCGAGCAACUGAAUCAUCGUCCAGCGUUCAUUUGCUCAGGCCAUAAUAAGCUCUUGUUGCGGAUAUGAAUAUCCAACUAUCGCAAAAGCACUAUUUAUAGCAAGGUAACAGAUCGCAGUUUAAGGCAUUAAAUUCUUAAGAACAUAACACAAGACACUUCUCUUUAAAAAUCUACAGGAGACUUUGAUUAUUCUAACACAAACUAAUAUCUAACACAAACACACACAUUCAUACAAGUUGCAGAAAGAAAGGAAAUGGGAAAGAGUUUUAAGAGAAUGAAAUGAUGAAAUCCCAAUCAAGUUUCUAGCAAAAUAUGCACUUCAUAAGACCUGAUCUGAACGAACCAUCAAUCAUUAAUUAGGGAUGUGCAACAGUGGAUUGAGUACCCGAGCACUCGACCGUGACCGUGACGAUCGAUCAUGUAAAUCGUUUUUUUUUCUUUUUUUUUUCUCCUGAUUGGUUAGCAGCACUUUGGGCAGCACUCUGACCUCUGAUUGUUUAGCUUAGUCAAGUCACCUUUAUUUAUAUAACGCUUUUUACAAUGUAGAUUGUGUCAAAGCAGCUUUACAUUGAUAACUGGUACAUUAUUUGGCUGCACAGCAGCUCUUAAAGAAUAGUGUCAAUGCAGGCAGAUCAAAGCACUGUUGAAUAUCAAAUGUCAAGUGUCCCCAACUAAGCAAGCCAGAGGCGACAGCGGCAAGGAACCCAAACUCCAUCAGGUGACAUCAGGUGGCAGACAAGUGGCAAAUUGGUGUUUAAAUGGAGAAAAAAACCUUGGGAGAAACCAGGCUUAGUCGGGGGGCCAGUUCUCCUCUGGCCAACAGUGCUUUGUUACGAUUCAGGAUGCUAUCAUAAGUCCGACAGGAUCGCAACAUUCAAAGUAUUUAUUCCAGUUCCAUCCAAUUGAGGAUCGUAUUCAUCACGGCGGUAUGGACGGUUGUUGAGGAACUGUGCCGUGGCUGUCGUGUCGAUGAGGCCCUCAGAGUGGAUGAUCUAGUUGACUCAAUCUCUGCUGAUACUUCAGGACUGCGUUGUGGUCGUGUCAAGGUGCAGGUCCUUGAUACGGCCCGGAUCCGGUUGACUACGGUGAACCUCGGGAUAACCAGAAAGACUAAUAUUAGCGUAGAUGCCAUUCUUCUUCUGAUGUAACGAGUACAUCUGGUGUUAUAGGAAGUGUUCCCGGUUCCGGCUGACCUAAUUUAUGCAGCCUAAUAAUCCUUUAACAGAUUUGAAAAUAUAAAUUGGUAAUGUGUUAUGUGUAUGCCAGGUUAAAGAAAUGCGUUUUUAGUCUAGAUUUAAACUGACAGAGUGUGUCUGCUUCCUGAACAAUGCUAGGAAGGUUGUUCCAGAGUUUAGGUGCCAAAUAAGAGAAGGAUCUACCGCCUGCGGUUGAUUUUGAUAUUCUAGGUAUUAUCAGCUGGCCUGAAUUCUGAGAUCGCAAUAGACGUGAAGGACUAUAAUGAAUUAGGAGCUCGUUCAGGUACUGGGGAGCUAAACCAUUUAGUGCUUUGUAAGUAAUUAGUAAGAUUUUAAAAUCUAUACGAUGUUUAACAGGAAGCCAAUGCAGUGUUGACAGAACUGGGCUAAUAUGGUCAUACUUCCUAGUUCUAGUAAGAACUCGAGCUGCUGCGUUUUGGACCAGCUGUAGUUUAUUUAUCAGGCGAGCAGAACAACCACCCAGUAGAGCGUUACAGUAAUCUAGCCUUGAGGUCAUGAACGCAUGAAAUAACUGUUCUGCAUUUUUCAUUGAGAGCAUAUGUCGUAGUUUAGAUAUAUUUUUAAGAUGGAAGAAUGCGGUUUUACAGAUGCUAGAAACAUGGCCUUCAAAUGAAAGAUUGGUAUCAAAGAGCACACCCAGGUUCCUAACUGACGACGAAGACUUAACAGAGCAGCCAUCAAGUGUUAUUAACUUGCUGAAUGCGCUGCAUAUCAGUGUUUAGUUUCAUGCUCAAAUGCAGUGCCCGAUAUCUGAGUUAUUCGAGACGGUCAUAUUGCUUUUAGAUGUUUCUUUUUAAAAUAAGUAAAUAAAUAAAAAUACUAAUGUUAUGAUAAUGCAGCAGUGCUUUUUUCGUCAUAUUUGUUUAAAGGCAUAGGCUAAUUCGUAUGGCUUCGAAAACUUGCAGGCGAUUUAUGGAAUCACUUAAUAAUGUAGAUGAAAAUAUAGCACAAAUCUGCCAUAAGCAUAGCAUUAUAAUGAGAACAUUACAGAAGUCUAUAGUAAAUUCAGCGCGCUGUCAUGAAAGCGCAUCACGGCGGGAGCUCUCUCUCUCUCUCUCUCUCUCUCUCUCUCUCUCACUCUCGCUAUAGGGCGAAACUUAAAGUUCACAGCCAUUUGCAUCCUUUUGUGCAGAUACCAGUUGAAAUGUUACGUCUAUGUAAUGUAUCUAAGUUAUCUGAUUAAUAUCAUAGGAUGUGUUACAGAGCAGGCUUCAGUUUAUUGGCAUAAAGUCACUCUUCACCUCAGGCGGCUAUGCCUUUUAGAUGCUUCUUUAUUAAUAACAUUGCUGCAUCAUAAUCACAAUCUAACACUGUUUUAAUCACGUGUUCAUGUUUUCAUAGACAAGUUUUCAUGUCAUAUUUUUAUUUUUAACAUUCAUUUUCUUAACAGUCUUUAGAUAUUUUCAUUAUCUCCAUGACGGCCAUGCCCCGCCCCCGAAUACUCGAUUACUCGUUUUUGAAACCUAUCGAUGAUCGGAAUGAAAAAUUGCCAAAAAUGCUCAUCCCUAUCAUUAAUAACCCUUCUAUCGCUGCUUAGUCAGGAUUAUUAUACUUAAUAUCAAAUGCACCAGUUCAGCUAUAGAAUCUGGAGGUACUUGCUUGGCGUUUGUGUCAUUAAAUGCAGAUUCCCUUGUCGGCGUCCUUUUUGGGUUUGUUAAUUUUUGUCAUGGGAAGCCAAUCGCAUUUUGGUGUGUUGGCAGAUGAAGGAGUCUUCCUCGUGACUGAAGUUCAAAGUUGAGGCGGCAAAAGACUGUUGGUUAAACCUUGCGGCAAAACUUAACUUAGAACACGAGACUCAACAGAAAAGGAAAGUAAAAGAAAGGAAAAGUGAGUGAGACGAUAGUUGGAUGGCUUGAAUGAGUCUGCCCGUCAUCGUCUGUUCUUUGUCUUAUUCAUCUUCUUUGUUCCAGCUUCUUAUUCAUACUAUACAAUACUGAAUUUGUCAUUCUGAUCUGAUUAUUUUAAACUUAGGUGUUUGUCCCACCUCUUUGAGGAGUUCUGACCAAUCAGGUAUUGUCUUUGUUUCAAAGGUGGCUUUUCUCCUCCCCGAUCAUAAACUAAGUGUUAUCUCAUGUUCUCCUAAAUUCCCGCUCUCAGCAGAGAAUAGAGAGAGCACACUUUAGACAUGAUUUCUCAAAAAGUAAUACGUUUUACAGAAAUUUCAUUAAAGCCAAACUUUUGAAUUCAACUACUUCCAUUCAUACCAGACAAGGCACACUUUCAAUCAGCCGUUCAAUAGUUAUAACAAUUACAAGAAUUGUGAGUGUUCUAAGCAUAACUGGACACAUGUAGAAUGUGUAGACAUAAUAUAGAAUUAUACUGUUGAAUGAUGUUCGAUAAGUCAGUUUAGAAUUGUUUUGGAACAAUUUGAUGCAGUUUAUUUGUAAAAAAAACAGUCUCUGUGGGUUUUUCUAAGUCACUAAGAGGUCAUUCAGAAGAAACAGGCCUGCAAAAUCUCUUUGUCUCAGGAGAUCAAAAGACUCUGUCUUGGAACAUGACCUAGAGAUAAAGACGCGUUAAUAAUAUUGAGAAGAGGCUCUUCUGUAACAGGUAACAUCUCUUUCAGUAAUUUAGUGGGUAUUGGAUCUAAUAAACAUGUUGUUGGUUUAGAUGCAAUGAUAAGUUUAUUUAGCUCUUCCUGUCCUAUAGUUGUAAAGCACUGCAACUGUUUUUGAGGGGUGAUAAUUGAGGCUGAAUCAUAAAAUGAAUCAUAUUUCUGAUGCUUUUGAUUUUCUCAGUGAAGAAAUUCAUAAAAUCAUUACUACUAAACUAUAGUGGAAUAUUUUGUUCUGGUGAUGUCUGUUUAUUUGUUAAUCUAGCCACUGUAUUAAACAAGAACCUUGGAUUGUUUUGGUUAUUUUCUAUGAGUUUGCGGAGAUGCUCGGCCCUGGCUGCUUUUAGAGUAGAAUCACAAGGAAAGACAGCACUUCCCGUUAUAAAAAUAAAGAUCUCUUCUAAAGUUUGUCUCCAUUUGCGCUCUAGAUUACAAGUUUCUUUCUUGAUAGCGUGAGUAAUACUGUUGUACCAAGGUGCAGUAUUUUUCUCUCUAACCUUUUUAAUCUGAUGGGUGCAACAGUAUCUAAUGUAAUAGAGAAAAUGGUGCCCAUACUGCGAGUCAUAUCCUCAAGUUCAUUUGUGUGUUUGGGUACAGACAGAUCGGGCAGGUUAUUUGUGAAUUUAUCUAUAGUUGUCAGGAGAAUUGUUCUACCUGGUCGAGAAUGCGGCACAGUAUGGCAAAUAUCAGCAGUAUGCAUGUUACAUCAUCACUUUGCGGUAGAAUUUCUAUAUCGGUAGGAUUGGUUCAUGUGAUAUAAUUAAAUCUAGUGUAUGAUUAAAAUGAUGAGUGGGUCUAGUGAUGUUUUGCUUGACCCCAAAGGAGUUUAGUAAAUCUGUAAACGCAGCCCCUAACGCAUCAUUUAUAUUGUCUACAUGAAUGUUAAAAUCUCCAACAAUCAGCGCUUUAUCGACAUUGACCAAUAGGUCUGAGAGAAAGUCUGCAAACUCUUUUAGGAAGUCAACAUAAGGUCCUGGAGGUCUAUAAACCGUAGCCAAAGCAAGAGAUAGUAGGGACUUUUUUCUUGUAUCUGAGAGUGUAACAUUUAGCACAAGCACUUCAAAUGAAUUCAAUCUGUGUUUUGUUUUCUGAGUAACAUUAAGAAUAUCUCUAUAGAUUGUGGCAACACCGCCGCCACGACCAAUCAGACGGGGCUUGUGCUUAUAACAGUAGCCCGGUGGCAUAGACUCAUUAAGACCAAAAUAAUCAUUUGGUUUAAGCCAGGUUUCAGUAAGGCAAAUUACAUAGACUAUUAUCUGUGAUCAUUUCAUUAACAAUAACCACCUUAGGUGUCGGUGAUCUAAUGUUUAGGAACCCUAGCUUUAGGAAUUGUUUUGUUUAAUCACGAUCAGAUUUUUUUUUUUAGAUGCUAUAGAUUUAUUGUUAGACCUCACUAUUCAGGGAAUAGACACAGUUUCUAUAGACUGGACUACAUUCACAUGUGAUUUGAGGUUUGACCUACUAGUCAUCUUGGAGAUGUUCUCCGACAGAAGAUUCGCUCCAUUGCUGCUGGGCUGCAGGCCAUCAGCACGGAAAAACCUAGGUCGCUCCCAGAAAAGAUUCCAAUUAUUUACAAAGAGCAGCUUCUGUUCAUUACACCAAAACAUUAGCCAUUCAUUUAAAACAAAUAAUCUACUGAACCUUUCAUGUCCUUGUCGGUACGUCGGAAGCGAUCUGGACAUGAUGAUCUUUGUUGUGGGCAAUGUGCUUCGUACCGUCUUGAUCAGGCUCCUGAAGUCCUGCUUCAGUACCUCCAUCUGCCGCAGCCUGAUGUUGUUCACCCCCGCGUGCAGCACUACAGCUCCGAUGCUCUCGUCACCAUUCAGGCUCGCAGAUCUGCUGCUCCUCUUUCAGUGAAGCUUCUCCCACUGCAAUUCACAAAAAAAAUGCUGGAAUAUUCCCAUCAGCCUACAACUGAAGACGAGCAUCAAGAACAAAGAGACCAGAUGGAGGUGGAGGAGAAACAUAAUUUCAUCAAUGGAGAAAAAUCUUUGACUUUCUCACAGACUGAAAAGACUGAAGCCAAGAAGUCGUUCGCUUGCCCUCAGUGUGGAAAGAGUUUCACACGUAAAAGAAGUCUCAGGGAGCACAUGAGUACUCAUUCUAAAGAGAAACUGUUGACAUAUGACCAGUGUGGAGAGGGUUUUGCAUGUGAACAAAGCCUGAAUGAGCACAUAGGAACUCAUGCUGAAGAAAGAGCGUUCACAUGUGAUCAGUGUGGAAAGACUUUCGCACGUAAAAGAAGUCUCAGGGAGCACAUGAGUACUCAUUCUAAAGAGAAUCUGUUGACAUAUGACCAGUGUGGAGAGGGUUUCACAUGUAAAGAAAGCCUGAAUGAGCACAUAGGAACUCAUGCUGAAGAAAGAGCGUUCACAUGUGACCAGUGUGGAAAGAGUUUCGCACGUAAAAGUCGUCUCAGGAAACACAUGAGUACUCAUUCUAUGGAGAAUCUGUUGACAUGUGACCAGUGUGGAGAGGGUUUCACAUGUAAAGAAAGCCUGAAUGAGCACAUAGGAACUCAUGCUGAAGAAAGAGCGUUCACAUGUGACCAGUGUGGAAAGAGUUUCGCACGUAAAAGUCGUCUCAGGAAACACAUGAGUACUCAUUCUAUGGAGAAUCUGUUGACAUGUGACCAGUGUGGAGAGGGUUUCACAUGUAAAGAAAGCCUGAAUGAGCACAUAGGAACUCAUGCUGAAGAAAGAGCGUUCACAUGUGACCAGUGUGGAAAGAGUUUCGCACGUAAAAGUCGUCUCAGGAAACACAUGAGUACUCAUUCUAUGGAGAAUCUGUUGACAUGUGACCAGUGUGGAAAGGGUUUUGCAUGUGAACAAAGCCUGAAUGAGCACAUAGGAACUCAUGCUGAAGACAAAGUGUUCACAUGUGACCAGUGUGGAAAGACUUUCGCACGUAAAAGAAGUCUCAGGGAGCACAUGAGUACUCAUUCUAAAGAGAAACUGUUGACAUGUGACCAGUGUGGAGAGGGUUUUGCAUGUAAAGAAAGCCUGAAUGAGCACAUAGGAACUCAUGCUGAAGAAAGAGCGUCCGCAUGUGAUGAGUCCUUUAUGACAGACGUUACUCUGAAAGUGCACAAGAGGAUCCACACUGGAGAGAAACCAUACACGUGUUCACACUGCGACAAGAGAUUCAAUUUUUCAGCACAUCUGAAAAGACACGAGAGGAUCCACACUGGAGAGAAAUCAUACACGUGUUCACACUGUGACAAGAGAUUCAGUCUUUCAGUAUAUCUGAAAAGACAUGAGAGGAUCCACACUGGAGAGAAACCAUACACGUGUUCACACUGUGACAAGAGAUUCAGUCUUUCAGUAUAUCUGAAAAGACACGAGAGGAUCCACACUGGAGAGAAAUCAUACACGUGUUCACACUGCGACAAGAGAUUCAAUUUUUCAGCACAUCUGAAAAGACACGAGAGGAUCCACACUGGAGAGAAAUCAUACACGUGUUCACACUGCGACAAGAGAUUCAGUCAGUCAGAACAUCUGAAAAGACACGAGAGGAUCCACACUGGAGAGAAACCUUACAAGUGUUCAUACUGCGACAUGAGAGUCAGUGAUUCAAGAGACCUGAAAAGACAUGAGAUGAUCCACACUGGAGAGAAACCUUACAAGUGUUCACACUGCGACAAGAGAUUCAUUCGGUCAGGAGACCUGAAACUACAUGAGAGGAUCCACACUGGAGAGAAACCUUACAAGUGUUCAUACUGCGACAUGAGAGUCAGUGAUUCAAGAGACCUGAAACUACAUGAGAGGAUCCACACUGGAGAGAAACCUUACAAGUGUUCACACUGCGACGAGAAAUUCAGACAAUCAGAACUUCUGAAAACACAUGAGAUGAUCCACACUGGAGAGAAACCUUACAAGUGUUCACACUGUGACAAGAGAUUCAGACGGUCAGAAAAUCUGAAAAGACAUGAAAGGAUCCACAGUGGAGAGAAACCUUACAAGUGUUCAUACUGUAAAAAGAGGUUCAUUUUGCCAGAAAAUCUUAAAGUUCAUGAGAGGAUCCACACUGGAGAGAAACCAUACACGUGUUCACACUGCGACAAGAUAUUCAGGCAAUUAUCACAUCUGAAAACACACGAGAGGAUCCACACUGUAGAGAAACCUUACAAGUGUUCACACUGCGACAAGAAAUACAAGAAAAAAGCAACUCUGAAAUUACAUGAGAGGGUCCACACUGGAGAGAGACCUUACAAGUGUUCACACUGCGACGAGAAAUUCAGACAAUCAGAACUUCUGAAAACACAUGAGAUGAUCCACACUGGAGAGAAACCAUUCACGUGUUCACACUGCGACAAGAAAUACAAGAAAAAAGCAACUCUGAAAUUACAUGAGAGGGUCCACACUGGAGAGAGACCUUACAAGUGUUCACACUGCGACAAGAGAUUCAGUAGGUCAGGAGUCCUGAAAAGACAUGAGUGGUUCCACUCUGGAGAGAAACCUUACAAGUGUUCACACUGUGACAAGAGAUUCCCUCUGUCACAUCAUCUGAAAAGGCAUGAGAAGAUUCACAAACAUUGGAUAUAAACCAAUUCUGUAACUAAUCUGUAAAAAGUUGUGAGAUUCACAUAUACUGAAACAUUUGUUCAUGUAAGUUUGUCUUGGUCAUCAAAGCCAAUUUGGGGAAAGUAGUGUGUUGCUUUGGCUUUGACAAACCUUGAUGAUCUGUGGUUUCCAGCAUGAUAUGAAAAUCUUGAGAAGUUAGAAGUCAACACCACGGCACUUGUUUAACCUGUCAAUCUGUGAAUAAAGUGAUAUUAACCCUUGUGCGUCAAUUAAAAAAAGCUAUGUCAAAAAACUGUCAUAAAAAUUUGAAGCUUGGGAGCACAGACUUAAGUUUUGUCUCAUUUUAAAGAAGACCCUUGGCAGAAUCUUGUUGAAGUAAGAAAGUUUAAAAAGUGGAAACUAAAAAAAAAGUUAUAGAGGUUUAAUUUUAUGAAAAUGAUUUAUGAACUAUUUUAAAUAAAAUAUAUAUUUUAUGAAACAUGUUGAACUCUAAAACCUGCAAGAAAAUGAAAGCCAUAAAUCUAAACAAGUUGUGUACCAAAUUUGAGGUUGAGAUCUCGAAAAUUGAGCUUUCAGUAAGGUUUUGUUUGGGCGCAGUACCAAAUUUUCCCCAUUAGAUGCCAGCAAAACUCGACUGGUGUACACAGUGGUUGGAUUUAUGAUUUGCGUUAGAGUUUUUCUCUCAAAUAUUACAAGCACACACACACAAUUAUUUUAUUACGCACAUUAGUGUUGUAACGAUAUACCGGUAUGGUGGUAUAUCACGGUAUGCACAGGUACGAUUAUCAUAUCGUGUACAUUUCCAUAUCUACGGUAUUGAAUCAACAACUUUCCACUUGACAAGACUCACACACGUACAGUGAAUUGUCAAAGACUGGAUAAAAUUUGCAUUAUGGCAAUACUUUGGAUAUAGAAAAAAAAAAAACACGGUGUUGUCCUCGAGGAUAGAUAGCCAGUUAGCAAAGAAAUGUAGUAGCUGAAAGUAGCUGCAAAAGAAGGAAAAAUAUCAAACAUGUUCUCCUAUAUUCAAGAACACCGUCCGUGCAGAUGCAGGUAUGAUCCGUUUAUAACUUUAUGAUUUCCGUGAUGCAAAGGGAAUCCCGGAAUCCAGUCAUAAAAAUGGAAUUUACAGUACAAAGACCUUUGCACACUGAAUCCGAAAUUUUCGCACGUUAAAUACGACCUCACGUUAUAUCAAUCACGUUUGCACAGUGCCUCCGAAACUUUCGUCCGUCAUAAAAAAAUUCACAUCAGGUUCGAUUUUCUGCGUUUUUCACAUCCGUGGCACGCAUUUUGAGAGACGUUUUGACAAUUCAGAGCCACCGUACGCGAACGCCAAAAUCCCCAAUGCCAUCUGACAAGUUGAUCCACGUCGUCUACAGCACAAAGCAGCAGCACUGAAUGACAAACAAAGUGCGGAAAGAGAAUCGCUAUCGCUAGCAAAGCAUCAAACUGAGGCACUGACAUCCUGAAGUAAACUUUGAAACGCUCGGGAUAAUCACGCAACUCCUUGAUGAGGUAGAACUCUCCUUCCUCUUUAUGCAAUCUCGGGAUUGGAUGUACCAAAUAUUUCCUCUUUCUUUUUGUCUUUUUAAGAAGAGAGAGGACAACUAAAUCAUGCUCACUGCUUGAAGACUUCAUUCUGUAUUAUUUUGCGAAUUUUUUCGCAACGGAUUCAUUAAUACGCAUCGGACUCAGUGUGCAAGGUCUCUGUGCGUGACAAAUUUUUAGGAUCAUGAAUACGAAAAAACGCAUAUGAAAAUUUCAGACUCAGUGUGCAAAGGCCUUAACGCAGAUGUCACAUAAAAUGCACAAUUUGACGUAUUGAUGAAUAAAGCGAAAGCCGAGCUGUACAAUAGAUCAAAUGGCGUCGUGGUCUAGGGUCUGUGAAUAUUAAAGCGCAAAAAGACUGCUGUAUAAAUAAUAUGUCUGUUUGUUUUUCAUAUCUCUUUGUGAAUGAGCGGCGCCAUUUCGUGUACUACAUACUCGAGUACGCGCAACGCUCAUAUUCGCUGCGUCCGAAAUCGCGUACUGUAGAGUAGGUACUACAUUUGAAUUUAAAUUUACUUCACGACCGUUGAAAAAAUAUGUUCUAUAUAGUACGAAUGUGUGUAGUAUGAAUGAAUUCGGACGUACUACAUCCGCUCUGUUUUUACCGUCACAUGACCUACCAGCGUCAGUUAUGUCCAUUAUACUUCAUUCACAAAUCCUCUCAUGUGGCCUCGUGGACAGUAAAGUGUCCAUCGUAUGCGCACUUUAGACCCUCGCCGGAAGUAGUAAGUCAUUCGGGUACUUUUCGCCGACUGUUUUUCGAAUACUAUGAAUUCGGACAUGUUACUCUGUUCGCAUACUGUUCUUCACGUACUAUAUAGUAGUAGGUUUUCAGUGUUUGCCGUCUCACUAUCGGAGGACACGAAUGCUUAAUGAGCAUUUAAUCAAUUUAUUUUAGAAAGGCAUUGUCAAAUACACUCUAAAACUCAAAGCACUUCACUACAGCCUGUCAAAAUAAAAGUCCGAACUCAAAGAAGCUGACAGAAUAUACUUCUCAAAAUAAAAAUAAUAGCCUAAUAAAAUUUAUUAAAACAUUAUUUAAGGGAUAUAGUUUUUUGUCCAUGUUUUAAUGUAGUAAAUCUCUGUUGUGCAGCACUUUGCCAAAACAUAAAUUGAUAAAAUGGUUGUUAAAUGUUCAUUUGAUUACAUUUUAAAACAUUAAUUGAAUUGUUAAAAAAAUUCAUUACCACAAUUUUUGAUAGUAUAUAUGUAUUAAAUAAUAAAAUCCAGAAGAAAGUCAAACCAGAAUUUCUGAAUUUUAAUAAAUUACUAAUGAUAAAUGUAAGUUAUUCAAUUAAUCAGUUAUUACAUUUUAUUGAUUAUAUGGUUUUGAUUAUUGAAAUUUUAAUAAACAAAACAAAUAAUACUUUUUUGUUGUUGUUGUAAUAAAGAAUUUGAUCAACCAAAAAAACAAAAAACAAAACUGAAUUGGUCAUUUUAACUGAUGAUGAUGAUAACAAUUGAUUGUUUAAUACCGUAUACCAUGAAACCGUGAUUUUUUUUAGAUGAUUAGCAUACAGUGAAAAUCUCAUACCAUUACAACCCUAACACACAUACAAAUCACACUCUGACAUCCAUACCAACACACCCACACAAUAAUAGCUGCAUAAUUUAUCCAAUUGGCUCUGAGAUAAUGGCACCAUCUGGUAAAAAAAAUUUUUUAAAUUUAAUUUUGAAGCCUUACCAACGGAAUGAAAGCUCAAUUUAUAGUUAAAUGGCCCUGGGAUUAAAAAUUGCAGUUUUAAUGGGGAUAUUUUUGUCCAAAAGGUCCUGAGAGGAUCUAUUUUGUGUUACUAGUCCUUUUUUUUUUUUUUUUUUUAAAGGAAAUGUGGGUGAAAUAGUAAAAUUCCAAUAAAAAUGCACACUGUGGCAAAAUUUAUGCAGUUGGCAUUGACACAUGCAAAAUUAUCAAAAAAAGAAAAACAAAACAAAACUGAAAGACUGGAAAAUGUCCAUAAGGUCGCACAAGGGUUAAAUAAAAACUGACCUGGUUUAUUUUCUGAAUGCAGAUUACUGAGAACAAUUUAUCCAUGCAUGUUUUUGUAACAUUAUUCAUAAUAAUCUUUAAUUAAAUGGUACAGUUUUUUGGUUGUCUUCUACUGUUUCUAUGCUAUGCUUGUUUCUGUUUGGAGUUUUAAUUGACUACCAGGAAAAAAAUUUUUUUUGAGAAUUUAGCAUUUUUUAUGUCAUUACGUUGUUUAGAGCGUAAGAAAAAAUGGGGGAAAAAAAACAUUUUUGAAAAAUUGUAUUUUAUUCAUAUGUUAUGCUACAGUAUGUCCUCUGUAGUGGACACCAGGACUCAGUUUUUAAACAAAUAAAAUAACAAAUAAAAAUCAA
Ctenopharyngodon idella (grass carp) is the source of this 16952-nucleotide messenger RNA. Its product is annotated as zinc finger protein 271-like. The transcript has 3 exons. Bases 10188 to 13085 code for a protein of 965 amino acids. Gene Ontology annotation, molecular function: RNA polymerase II cis-regulatory region sequence-specific DNA binding; DNA-binding transcription factor activity, RNA polymerase II-specific. Gene Ontology annotation, biological process: regulation of transcription by RNA polymerase II; central nervous system development. The record is from RefSeq and is a predicted model, not a curated record. Lineage: Eukaryota; Metazoa; Chordata; Actinopteri; Cypriniformes; Xenocyprididae. Gene Ontology annotation, cellular component: nucleus.